AAUCCAACUUCCCGUCAACAUUGUCCCUCCGAAUGGAUGAAAAUUGUCUCCAUAAUAAAAGGACACUAAAGGAUAAAAGGGCAUCUCACCUUUUUCAACGAGUCAGUCUAAUUCUGGACGCUCUCGGACACUUCUCGGGAAAAUUGUAAAGAAGAAUUUGUUGAAAAUCGUUUUCCAAAAGUACGUGAAAUUAGUGAAAUUACUUGUCCCUCUCAAAAAAUUAAAAAGGAUAGAUCGAGAUGACUUUGUCCAGCGAAGUCAGUGUUCUCUAUUUGGAGUUGGACCUAUACCGACAAACACUGAUAGGGUCACGGAUAACCUCCUGCAAGUUUUCCGACGAGUUGAAUCGUCUCGCCUACGCGUUGCACUGUCUGCAUUGGGAGGCGAAGAACCUCGACGAGGCGAUUCGCCAGGCCGGAUCGCGCAGCGUCGUCUACAACCAGAGCGCCUGGAGCGUCAGUCAUCGCGCUUACCUGCUACGUCACGAGAUCCGCUUCUCCAAGGCGCAGUUCGGGAUUUGGGUAAAUUUGAUUAAAAAUCCGCCCACGAAGUCCACGAUUUUCUCGUCCCCGUCCCACAGCGAGUCGUCUGAAGGUCAAGGCCCGAGUCGCUCGGUUUACUGGUGGAGUCCUCAGCGAAAGCAGGCGUCGCAGGAGAAAGUGGCUUACAAAUAGUUCAUUAUUUAACUUUGUACUUAGGAAAACGGGCCAAGUUUUGAAAAAUUAUUGAUAAAAUGUGCAUAAAAUUAGGAUUUCCAGCCUCAUAUGCAUUUCAUGUUUCAAAGUGCUUAGAAUUAUGUGCAUAUUUCUGAAAAAGUUUCCAUUAAAAAAAAUCAUGUUUAAACAAAUUCAAUUCAUUGUUUAUCAUGAAAGAAUUUGACUUUAUUAUUAAAAGUAUUGUGGUUGUUCAUGA
Molecule: messenger RNA, 912 nt
Organism: Folsomia candida
Lineage: Eukaryota; Metazoa; Arthropoda; Collembola; Entomobryomorpha; Isotomidae
Exons: 3
Coding region: 240-674 (144 amino acids)
Source: RefSeq, a predicted model, not a curated record